Molecule: messenger RNA, 717 nt
Organism: Sporisorium graminicola
Lineage: Eukaryota; Fungi; Basidiomycota; Ustilaginomycetes; Ustilaginales; Ustilaginaceae
Exons: 1
Coding region: 1-717 (238 amino acids)
Biological process (GO): lactate catabolic process
Cellular component (GO): mitochondrion
Molecular function (GO): D-lactate dehydrogenase (NAD+) activity; D-lactate dehydrogenase (cytochrome) activity; FAD binding
Source: RefSeq, a predicted model, not a curated record
AUGACGCCACCACAACGUCUCUCAUCGAGAGUGCUGAGCUUGGCCCGCUUCCACUCUGGCGGCGUCUCUGCACCCGGCCUUCGGUUCCUGACUUCUUCGGCACGCCGACAGAACAGCCCCGGCACACACCGCACGACCUCACCUCUGUCCUCAGCCUCAAGCACUCGCAACCUCGCGCUCGGUCUUCUGGCCAUCGGCCUCGGUGCCAACGCAUUCUACCUCUCUCGUCAGAACGCCAGCAGCGGCAGCAGCCAGAACAGCGUCGAUGGCCCUGCUGCAGCCGUCCAUAGCGGUGACUACCCGUACGACGCCCCACGCCUCCCCUUCUCCUACGGCACCAAGCAGGAUUUCGAAGCGGCGAUUGAAGAGCUCAAAGCCUACUUCACCGCUCAAGGCGAAGACUGGAACGAUCACGUCACUACAGACGAGGACGAGCUGGAGCGACGCGGGAUCGACGAGAACGGUCAUCGCAGCUCGUCCGAGGGCACCAAGCCGUCUGUGGCAGUCUACGUGCGCGAUACACCAGACGUGCAGGCGGUGAUGCGCAUCGCAAACAAGUACCGCAUGCCUAUCGUCCCCUUUUCCGGCGGUACAAGUCUGGAGGGCCACUACUUGGCGCCGUUUGCAGGCAUCUCGAUCGACAUGAGCCGGAUGGACAAGGUGCUGGCGUUCCACCCGGAAGAUGGUGACAUGGUCGUGCAGGCAGGAAUCGGGUAG